This is a messenger RNA of Anopheles funestus (African malaria mosquito), 3053 nucleotides long. Its product is annotated as sodium-independent sulfate anion transporter-like. Gene Ontology annotation, cellular component: membrane. Lineage: Eukaryota; Metazoa; Arthropoda; Insecta; Diptera; Culicidae. The coding region runs from base 1116 to 2954 and encodes 612 amino acids. The record is from RefSeq and is a predicted model, not a curated record. The transcript is spliced from 5 exons. Gene Ontology annotation, molecular function: sulfate transmembrane transporter activity. Gene Ontology annotation, biological process: transmembrane transport.
UUGCGAUAAUUUAGUUUUGCACCAAAAAGGAUUACUCGUUCAGAAUGCCAAUGUGCCUACAAUUCUUUUAAUUUGAUCUUCCUAUACAAUAGAUAUCCAAUAGCCCCUUAUCACAACAAUGCUGAUCCACAAACCCGAUCAUAUGGUGUGUUGGCUUUAUCUUUAGCUUUCAUUUAUUCAAAAAAUGAAACAAAAGUACACUGAAAUAAAUUGAAUAAAAAAAAUCUUUUUGAAAUGGUCAUUAUAGUAAAAAUAAUAAUUAAACAAACCUCUACAUCAAGCUGUCACAACUUAAGUUAAGUUAAGUCACAACUUAACAACACGCCAAAUCUGGUUUCAAAUCCUGACUAGCUUUAUUAGCCUUCCGUACACACGGUUUAACAGCGAACCAGUCACAGAUAACAGAUUUUCAGGCAUACCAAGCACGACACUAGCUGGUGAAGAACCAAAUGUGUCCAAAUUAUGAGCUAUUAUAUCGAGUAUGAAUAUUUUAACACCUGUGUGCCUAACCAUCCUGUGUUAACUAACAUCCUGGAGAUCCUUAAAAAUGCCUUGCAAAAGCAUACAAACCUUCCAAUAACGACAAAGAUCGACGUUAGCCAAAGCUGGUGAUAAUUUUCCUAUGUGCUGUCGUAAUUGAUGUUGGCUCUGUUUGAAAAUGAAGAGCGAAAUCAUGAAAAGUUUCUAUUGGUAGGUAGUUGUCGGAAGUUUCAUUUACCUCGACCACUGUGCUUAGCUUGAUUUUACACCAACACCAACACGAAUUUUUUUUUUCAAAGCGAUGCGACAGCUGAUUUUGACAGCAUGGAAUCACAACAUCAAACAAAUGGUUUGUUUUGUUUCCAAACAUUAUCGCUUUCGCACGCGUCAAUCGGUUCUGCACCAUAUUACAGGAUUACGAUGUGGCUAUAUAUUGAUGUAAAUAGUUUUGAGCCUACAUAAAGUACGGACUUUCUUACCCGGUUUGGCACACUUGCUCCCUUCAAUCUGAAUGGCAAACAAUUGAUGAUACGAUGGUUUAUGACCAGCGGCAUCUGCGAUUGUGAAGCGAACACAUACGGAUACCCGUUCGUUGACGCUAAAGAGAAGACACAUCAUUCCAAAUUUGAAGAGCAAUGAACGAAGAAGUGAUGACCACUGUGGAGAACGACGCAGCAGUAGAUUCUAAACGGCGUGAAAGCUUAGAUCAUCGGGAAGAUUUUCCCAAUUUCCGACAUAUCAUCGUACGCCAGUUCGAUAACCUGUGGACAAAACAAAAUGCUAUACGUCGAUUGCCGGUUCUGCAAUGGGCGCCACAAUAUAGGCUUAACAGUUUGAUCGCGGAUGCUAUUGCCGGUAUCACAGUUGGACUCACUUCUAUUCCGCAAAGCAUCGCCUAUGCCACGGUGGCCAAUCUAGAACCACAGUAUGGAUUGUAUUCCAACUUCAUGGGUUCGUUUGUGUAUGCCUUCCUGGGGUCGGUCAAAGAGAUCACCGUCGCUCCCACAGCCGUUAUGGCCCUGAUGGUACAACAACCAGUGCUAGAUCUUGGUCCAGCUGGGGCCGUUUUGUUGUCUUUCUUAUCGGGCUGCAUCAUGCUGCUGUUGGGAUGUUUUAACUUUGGGUUUGUGGUACAGUUCAUAUCAAUGCCGGUGAUCACGGGAUUUAUUACUGCGGCUGCAAUUACCAUCAUCAGCAGCCAGCUGAAGUCAUUGAUGGGAAUAGCUUCAUCGGGAAAAUCGUCUGGUUUCGUCGACACUUGGAUCAAUCUGUACGAAAACGUUGGCGAAACACGGCUCUGGGAUUCUGUACUAGGAUUUAGUUCGCUUUUUCUUCUCAUUCUUCUAACACUCGUCAAAGGACGCGGUAGUGGAAGGUGGAAAAUAUUUACCAAAUAUCUUUGCUUGUUACGGAAUGCCAUGAUUGUGCUCAGCGGUGGCUUGAUAGCUUACAUUUGCAGCACGCAGGAAAUGUAUCCGUUCAAACUGACCGGCAAAGUCGUUUCAGGAUUACCUUCGCUGGAAUUGCCUCCAUUUGAAACGGAUCAUAAUGGAAAGCACUACGAUUUUAUUGACAUGAUACGAACACUCGGCACGUCUGUAGUUUCGGUUCCGCUUAUAUCGAUACUGGAGAUUGUAUCAAUUGGAAAAGCUUUCUCACGCGGAAGAUUAGUGGAUGCGACGCAAGAAAUGCUUUCGCUUGGAUGUUGCAAUGUGGCCAGCUCAUUUGUUUCUUCUAUACCGACUACGGCUUCGUUCGCAAGAUCGGCAAUCAACAGCAGCAGUGGAGUAGUUACGCCCUUUGGUGGAGUGUUUACAGGCGCAUUGGUGCUGAUGGCGCUCGGACUAUUGACGGACUAUUUUUACUUCAUUCCCAAAACUACACUGGCGGCGGUCAUUAUUGCUGCGAUGAUAUUUAUCAUUGAAUAUCGAGCCGUUGCGGAAAUGUGGCGUAUAAAACGAAUCGAUAUUGUACCAUUUCUGGUCACCGUCGUCGCAUGCCUGUUUUUGGGUCUGGAAAUCGGUAUCGUGGUGGGGAUAGCGGUAAAUCUAUGCUUUCCACUCUAUUUAGCAUCACGACCACGAAUCACUCAUCGCGUUAUGGAUAUUAACGAAACAACGGUGCUGAUUGUUCGACCCGAUAGUGAUCUUGCUUUCUCGUCUGCUGAAUACUUUCGCGAGAAGAUACUUAAAUUAGUGCACCGUACUUUACCGCAGAUAGUGCUGAUUGAUGGUGAAUGGGUGAAAUUUGUCGAUAGUACAGUGGUUCGAAAUUUAUCAAGCACCGUUAGCGACAUAAGACAACAAGAACGCCACGUGCUGCUAUGGCGAUGGGAUAAAAAUGUUCGCAAUGCUCUAUAUCGCUUUAAAAAGCAUAAAUUUUUGCCCUUAUUCAAGAACGAAGAGAGUGCGGAACAAGUUAUUGAAAAUUGGAAACCAGGAUAUCUGAACGAGUCGUACGAAAAUAUCGUUUAACCGUGGUACUGGCUCUGCAGGCAGCCGAAACAUAAACUUUAAUGCAAUUAUGUACGAAUAGAUCAUAAAUCGCAAUUUUUUUGUUUCGCUCUCGAACAA